Trypanosoma brucei brucei TREU927 is the source of this 1467-nucleotide messenger RNA. RefSeq names its product amino acid transporter, putative. Gene Ontology annotation, cellular component: vacuolar membrane. Gene Ontology annotation, biological process: amino acid transmembrane transport. Gene Ontology annotation, molecular function: amino acid transmembrane transporter activity. The coding region runs from base 1 to 1467 and encodes 488 amino acids. The record is from RefSeq and is a predicted model, not a curated record. Lineage: Eukaryota; Euglenozoa; Kinetoplastea; Trypanosomatida; Trypanosomatidae. The transcript has a single exon.
AUGAGAGAGCCGAUACAAACUUCAACACCGGUGUCUACGGGUGAAACGGAUCCAGCGGUCGUAGCUGCUGAACACGCCAACCCGUCUGUCUUUUCUGUACCGGUGGUAGCGCAUGACGUUGCACCAGAUGCUGUCACUGCCUCGACAGCGGUGACCGAUGUGAACGUGGAGGUGCAAAGCGGUGGAACGAAGGAUAUAACUGUAAGUUCUAGCCCCCGGAAGGAGGCCGGAGUAAUUCCUGAAAACACCAACAUCUACAAGACCGCCUUCCAUAUAUUCAAGGCGAACGUUGGCACUGCGGUGUUUUUGCUUCCAGUUUUCUACCAAGAUGCAGGGUACAUACUCGGACCCACCAUUGCGGUGCUCAUUGGCGUCUGUGUUAUUGACGCCUCCCAGUUGCUGCUUGGAACGAAGCUGACCAUUGACCGACCCCGUGUUGACACGUACGGUAGGAUAUGUAAAUUUAUUUUCGGGCCACCACUGCAGUGGGUUCUCUUUGUUUGCCUACUUCUCAGCCAGUUUGGUUUUUGUUUACUAUACAUGCAACUAACGGUCGAUACGAUGAAUACAAUGGUGCAGUUUAAGGGGGACACAUACGUGUGGUCAUUUGUCAUGUUUUUCAUUGAGUUUGGUUUCACGUGCUUUUCGAGUAACUUCUCAACUUUGGCUAUUAUUUCCAUAUCGGCAUCGGUGGCGGUGACAUUCACUCUCGUUGCAACCUUCGUGGGAACCUGCAUGGAGAUAAACAAGAACGGUAGGGUGCACCCAACUGUCAACGCAUUUGGCAAUAAUAUCCCCAUUGGCUGGUUUAACAAUAUGGCGAGUAACCUGAUGGGACUUGAGGGAAUUGCGAUCGUCCUUCCUGCACACACCGGAUGCAAUCAGAAGACGAGGUUUAAGUUCACAUUGUCGCUGGUUCUCACACUAACCGUUUCGAUUUACUUGCUUUAUGGUAUCACAGGGUACCUUGCAUACGGAACGUCAAUCAAUACGAGCAUUAUUGACGGGCUUCCCGAGAGCCAAUUGUCAACCGCUGUGCGUGCUAUGUUAGUUAUAAAUUUGGUGUGCACAUACCCCGUGCAGUUCCAAUCGGCCAUACAGGCCGUAGACCAGGUCGUGGGGUGCAGUGCUUUUUCGGUAAAGGGGAUCCUUCUCCGGUUGUUUAUUAACCUGGUUAUUGUUAGUAUUGAACUCGCUGUUGGCCCGAAAGCGGUGCACGCUGUCGUGAGCCUGAUUGGUGCUUUACCGGCGGCUGUCAUGGUUUUUAUUCUACCAGCGUUGCUCACUAUGCAGGUUGACCAUGCUGUAAUGAAUCCCGAAGAGGAUCGUGUGACGUUGAAGUACUGGGGAAGCAUGUUUACGGCAGCACCAGUGUUUUCUUGGACACGCAUUCGUUGUUACUUCUACAUUAUCUUUGGUUUAAUUGUCAUGGUAAUGGGCACCUACAGCGUCAUUGCUGAACUCUGA